Molecule: messenger RNA, 2985 nt
Organism: Carassius gibelio (silver crucian carp)
Lineage: Eukaryota; Metazoa; Chordata; Actinopteri; Cypriniformes; Cyprinidae
Gene: lmx1a
Product: LIM homeobox transcription factor 1, alpha
Exons: 7
Coding region: 1954-2751 (265 amino acids)
Biological process (GO): neuron differentiation; regulation of transcription by RNA polymerase II
Cellular component (GO): nucleus
Molecular function (GO): RNA polymerase II transcription regulatory region sequence-specific DNA binding; DNA-binding transcription factor activity, RNA polymerase II-specific
Source: RefSeq, a predicted model, not a curated record
UUUUCCCGGUAGAACCAAAAGCCUUUAAAGAGCAGGCCAUUGUUUGAGAUGUGGUGUUGUCCAAUUUUAAAUAUCUCAAUCUCAAAUAAAUGAGAUUUUAGCAAAACACUGCAUCAUAUACCUUAUCUGGCGCAGUGUGUUCCGUCCGCUAGAUGGCGCCACUUUACGAAUCAAAACAUCGUGUGGCUGUGGUGGCUUUCUCAUUUCCAGCGCGGAAAGGGAUCUGAACCUAAAACCAGUUUGAACUGUCAUGUGGGAAAGUAGAGUAUACGAUUUUUUCCCCCCAUUUUUUUUAUAUCUUAAAAUCUUUUCUAAAUAUAUUUUCUAAACUUAAAAAAUAAGACCAUUUCAAAUGAUAUAAUCUUUAUGUAAUCUGUGAUCGUUGCAGGCUAUAUGGUCGGUUCUGGUCAUGACACCAUAAUAUGAACUCCAAACAAAUGUUUAAGAUUUUCUUUACUGGUUGUCUGUUUGGGUUGUAUCACAGAGAACCAAAUGAUGCGCAUGUAAAAACCAUAUUCAUUUAGAAAUAACCCUCUUUUUCAGACUAUUUUAAUAUGUUUAUUUGACUUAGCAAAAACAGUAUAGCCGGAAAGUUAUUAUAUAAGCUUAACCCCAUUUUUUUGUCAUAUACUACAUUUCAGAAUGGCUAUCCAGCAUGCAGAAGAAAUUGUGGAAAAUGCAAUAAAUCUAAGUAUACAAUAAGCAGCAUUGCACCCCAUUGUGAAUCUGUUAAAUGUUUUUUUUUUUUAAUUAUGCACAUUUCUAUGGACCCCAAGCAGAAUUAAUGUAACUUUUUUAGGGCAUGUUUGAACCGUCUUUAUCUAUAGUUUAUCUAUAAUAUAUUGUAUAAAAACAAUAAUAAUUGUAAUCACUGUUUAAUCAGUAAGAGUUUUUUUUAGCAACUGAAAUUGCCUUGGGGUCUCUUAAACCCAAACAGGGCAUUAUUGUUCAAAAUUCAUGUUUUUUUUUUGUUUUUUUUUAUCUUAUCUUAUUAAUUUUUUAGAGUUCAUCACAAGUUGUAAAAAAAAAAGGGGGCUGUAUACUUUGUACCUGAUGGGAGGAGAGAGGUUUAAGUGUGUGUGUGUGUGUGUGUGUGUGAGAGAGAGAGAGAGAGAGAGAGAGAGAGUAAAUGACGCACAGGUUUAUUUUCAUAUGGAGCUUUUGUGUGCUUUUACAACUUAAGCAUCUGUCGAAAGUUACUCGGAGCGACAAAAGGAUAUUUUCUCAUCAAUGGUAGGUGGAUGUAUGUCUAAUCCUAUCGCAUUUUUUAAAGUUUUGGUAAAGUUUUGUCAUGUACAGUAUAAUAGAAGGCCAUAGUUACUGGUCUUGAUAAAUCUGCUGACAUGUGACAGUAAAUAAUGCUAUGCGCACUGACUGUUAUUUUGAUGUCGCAAGUCGUUUUAUGUUUGCCUGAAUAAUUUUAGAAGUAAAUAUUUUAAUGAAACUCGAAAUCUCAUUUGUUCUGUAUUUCUGAUGGUGCUUAUAGUUUUCAUUUUGUAAUGCUCGUGGAUGAAGUUUUUUUUUUUUUCAAUAUUUAGCCUAUUUUUCUAAUUUUAAAUUACAUUCAACUUUAAUUUAUUUUACUUUCACAUCUUCUUGGGAUAGUAUAAUUUUAAAAGGAUGGCAGCUAAAACAAUAUACAAUUUUGUAAAUUACACUUAAGAAUUAAUAUUUUUGUUUAAAUACAGUCGCACUAUAAAUGUGCCUUUUUUGCAGACGUGGAGAAAGAGCGUGUGUGAAGGCUGUAAUGAGCUCAUCCGGGACAGGUACCUGCUCCGCGUGCAGGACGGACUGUGGCACGAGCGCUGCCUGCACUGCGCAUCAUGUCGCGAGCCUCUGAAAGACACCUGCUUCCUUCGCAACAAGACACUCUACUGCAAGCGAGACUACCAGAAGUUGUUUUUGGUACGGUGUAAGGGCUGUGCAGAGGUCAUCUCUCCGGCCGAGCUGGUGAUGCACGCAGGCACUGCGGUUUUCCACCUGCGGUGUUUCUGCUGCUGUGUGUGCGGCUGCAGGCUGCAGAAGGGAGACCGCUGUGUGCUCACAGGGGACAGGCUUUUCUGUGCCAGAGACUAUCACAACCAACUGGCCAGCCUUACCACCUCCGAUUCAGGUAAAAGUGAAGAUGGUGAGGAGGACGAUGACGAAGACAACAUUAAGACCACAGGGGAGUCUAACGCAAUAGGAGACAUGGAACACAAGAGACCUAAAAGGCCUCGUACCAUUCUCACAACACAGCAGAGACGUGCUUUCAAAGCUUCUUUUGAGGUCUCAUCCAAACCAUGUCGAAAGGUAAGGGAGACGCUGGCAGCAGAGACAGGAUUGAGCGUACGAGUCGUUCAGGUCUGGUUCCAAAACCAAAGAGCCAAGAUGAAAAAACUGGCAAGAAGACAACAGCAGCAGAAGCAAAAUGUGUCCCCUCAGGAGAACAGGGAUAGCCAAUCACAACACACUGCGCCCUCUUGUGGAAGUCUGCCUGCUGAGCUGGAGUGUGCAGGUUCAUAUUCACUUACCCAGCAGAAUAUCCGUCUAGACUCACAGGGCUUCAAGCUGGACCCCUUCAGACAAGGGCUCACCCCUCCUCAGAUGCCUGGAGACCACAUGCAUCCCUAUGGUUGUGACACACUCUAUGACGAUACAGACAGUGACCCUCUGUGUCAUUUUGGAGACUGUAUGUCAUCCAGUGAACCCUCCCUUUUAACACCCAUUGACCGGUUGUAUUCAAUGCAAGAUUCAUAUUUUGCCUCUUGAGCAUCAUUCAGACAGCUUGGGAAAGAUACUGUAUGAGGAGAGUGUGUGUGUGUGUUUGUGUGUAUAUAUGCUUGUGUGUGUUCUGCUUUUGCAUGUUUUAGGGUAGAAAUGGUGGUGGUGAUUGUUCAACGAAAAUGUACUGUGAUAAAAAUGUUCUUUGUGUAAUUUGUAUUUAUUAUUUUAUGCGUGUAAUAUUUGUGUAACUGAAUUACAAUAAAAAGGUUACUGGCACAA